GAUUGGUUAACACUCGAAGAGUUCAAUAGACAUAGCCUUCUUGACAAUGGCAUUCAACUUGCCAGUCUCACUCACAUUCUUCUCUUUAUUGCUCUUAGCACUUGCAAAUGGUUCUAAUGCAGGUAGCAUUUCAGUCUAUUGGGGCCAGAACGGUAACGAGGGCACGUUGGCCGAGGCUUGUGCCGCAGGAAACUACGAAUUCGUCAUCAUAGCCUUCUUGCCAACCUUCGGCAAUGGCCAAACCCCCAUGAUAAACCUGGCUGGUCAUUGUGAUCCUUACAGCAAUGGUUGCACCGGCUUAAGCUCUGAUAUCAAAUCAUGCCAGGCCAAAGGCAUCAAAGUCUUGUUGUCUUUGGGAGGUGGCGCCGGAAGCUACUCAAUUGCGUCUGUCCAGGACGCGCAUAACGUGGCCACAUACCUUUGGAACAACUUCUUGGGGGGAACUUCAUCCUCCCGCCCUCUCGGUCCUGCAGUGCUCGAUGGCAUUGACUUUGACAUCGAAGGAGGAUCAAACCAGCACUGGGACGACCUUGCCAGGUUUCUUAAAGGGUACGACAAGAAGGUGUUGAUAACUGCCGCGCCUCAAUGUCCAUUUCCUGAUGCUUGGAUAGGAAACGCCCUCAAAUCGGGACUCUUCGACUAUGUUUGGGUCCAAUUCUACAACAACCCUCCAUGCCAAUACACUGCUGGAGGAAUUGGAAAUCUUGUAGCUGCAUGGAAGCAGUGGACAUCAAGUAUCCCUGCCAACAAGAUAUUCCUCGGCCUACCGGCUGCCCCAACAGCUGCAGGCAGUGGCUUCAUCCCUGCAACUGCCCUUACUUCCAGUGUACUUCCAGCAAUCAAGGGUUCUGCUAAAUAUGGUGGCGUUAUGCUGUGGUCCAGGUACUAUGAUGUUCAGAGUGGCUAUAGCUCCUCCAUCAAGAACCAUGUCUGAUACCUAUAUUCCUGUCAUGUACUCUGUAUACUUAUCCCUGUCCUGUUGUAUGUUCAAAUAUUUAUGUCUAUAAUAUGAUUAUAUUUUGUGAUGAUCUAUGACAAAUUA
Arachis stenosperma is the source of this 1042-nucleotide messenger RNA. RefSeq names its product acidic endochitinase-like. Lineage: Eukaryota; Viridiplantae; Streptophyta; Magnoliopsida; Fabales; Fabaceae. The coding region runs from base 47 to 934 and encodes 295 amino acids. The record is from RefSeq and is a predicted model, not a curated record. Gene Ontology annotation, biological process: carbohydrate metabolic process. Gene Ontology annotation, molecular function: chitinase activity. The transcript has a single exon. Gene Ontology annotation, cellular component: extracellular region.